AAUACAGUGGGGCUCGCGACCGGCUCACACGUUCUACUUAUCAUCCAAACAGUGGUACCAAAUAUCCCAGGAAAUGAUAGAAGGUGGAAUUACAUCCAUGAUGUCAGGAGUAAUUGAGAAUGCUGGGCAUCAUCCAUCUCCACAGGACUACAGGCUCCUGACCCCGGGCCCCUCCCAGCUGAGGGAGGAGGACCUCCCUGGGGACCUCCAGUCCCUGUCGUGGCUCACCUCUGUGGACGUGGCCCGGCUCCAGCAGAUGGCCCACAGCAACGGGCUGGAGCAACAGACAGCCCAGCUGAGCAGCAUGUCUGCGGGUCAAGACGCCAUGCUCCACCUCCAGAGCAACAUGCAGCACAGCCCUCUGGGCAUCAGCACCCACAGCGGGAGUAUGUCUCCGUACUCGCUGAAUGGGAUGCCCUCUCCAGGAUACCAGUGCCCCACCUCAGUGUACCAGCCCAGCCCCCAGCAGGUGUACUCUCUGACCCAAACUGGACAACAGUGUUCAGCUGGUGGGCUGUAUAGCAACGUCUCUUUCAACAACCAAAGUCUUUUCACACAACCUCGCCUGGCUCCACAAGACCAGGAGCUGCAGCCCAAGUCGUUUCCCAAGCCGAUCUACUCCUACAGCUGCUUGAUUGCCAUGGCGCUGAAGAACAGCAAAACUGGCAGCCUGCCAGUCAGUGAGAUCUAUAGCUUCAUGAAGGAGCACUUCCCUUACUUCAAGACUGCGCCUGACGGCUGGAAGAACUCCGUCAGACACAACCUGUCCUUGAACAAGUGCUUUGAGAAAGUGGAGAACAAGACGAGCAGCUCUUCCCGUAAGGGCUGCCUGUGGGCACUGAACCCCGCCAAGAUCGACAAGAUGGAGGAGGAGAUGCAGAAGUGGAAGCGCAAGGACCUCCCAGCCAUCCGCCGCAGCAUGGCCAACCCCGACGAGUUGGACAAGCUGAUCACCGACCGGCCGGAGAGCUGCAGACGGAAGGCUUUGGAGUCCGGCCCGCCCCGCCCGCCCGGCGGCGCCGCCCCGAUGCAGCCUCCGCCCGUCCUCACGCUGUCCCUGCCCUGUUUGCCCAUGCACCACCACCACCACCACCACCAGCUGCAGCUCCACGCUCAGGCCCGCCUGGCCCCCAUGUCCCCCGUCCCGGCCCUGACUCCUCCCCUCCACGCGGCCCCCGACUCGUCCCACAGUCCCCUCACCAAGCCGCCGGAGGAUUUCUACAGCGUGCAUGGGGACACGCACGCGGAGGUGGAUGCACUGGACCCGAGCAUCAUGGACUUUGCCCUCCAAGGUAACCUGUGGGAGGACAUGAAGGACGACAGCUUUAACCUGGAUGCUCUGGGCACCUUCAGUAACUCACCUCUCCGGCUAUCGGACUGCGACCUGGGAUCAGGCAGCCUCACCUCCGGCUCCACUGGCGUCAACCUGCCGCUGUCCGAUGUGCAAGUGACGGGCCUCUACGCAUCCUACUCCUCCCAGGACCACCUGUCCUCUCAGUACCUGGGCGCGCCAGCCAACAAGCCCAUCGCCCUGUUAUAGAGCAGCUGGACCGCCUCCUGCAGUCGUCCAGAUUCAUUUCACCGUUUGUGGAUAUCCGUGGAGCCGACUGAAGAAACCCGAGGUCCAAGUCUGACUUCUGGUUUCUUUAGUGUUUUAAAACCGUACAAACCACACAGCUGUUCUGCAGUCAGCGGGGAGCUCCUCGUGGAAGAUGUUUCAACAUCAUUUCACUUGCGGUCCAGAAGAAAAAUGCUCCUUAAGACCUCAAAGGGCUGAUAAGUAAAGACGUGUCAUGGCUCUAAGAGCGCGUCAGACUUCUCAUCUCUAGCUUCGCUGAGAACAAGGACUCGAUGGAGACGUCGUGCAGCGUUUCUCCUUGAAGGCCUCCCGUCCUGUAGCUCCCCGUCUCCGGUCUGUUGUGCUAGACAUUAUUGCUGUGAUGUUUUAUUUAUAUUUAUGAAAAGGCAGCUGGAGAAGGUGAUGACUCCAUCGAUCUUUUGCUGUAUAUAUUUGAAUGUUUUAAAUUGUUAUCGCCACAGAAAAGCUUUCCUUCGCCUGGAUUUACCCGUUUCAUUCCAAAACACUUUGAAUGAUCCAGACUUUACACAUUAUUCCUUUACACAUGUGAUAACAUGCCUCAAAGUCAGACGUAUAUUAUGUUCAUUAAUUUGAUCACGAUACAAAUCAAAGGGGUGAAUAAAAGACGUUUGUUUUGCCAAAAAUAUAUCAAUGAUAUUUAUUAAGUCUUCAGUAGAAUACAUGACAGGCCAGAGGUUAUGUACAUUUAAAUGUCACUAUUGAUCAGAGGAGAGGCUAAUUAAGCCGUUGCUUGGCAACCACUUUGGCGAUUAUUGUCCAACCUGAGUCUUAAGAAUUACUGCAUUACAUCAAAGAAAUACCUCCAAAAAUUAAAGAAAAGCUCAGAAGUA
Molecule: messenger RNA, 2430 nt
Organism: Pseudoliparis swirei
Lineage: Eukaryota; Metazoa; Chordata; Actinopteri; Perciformes; Liparidae
Gene: foxn4
Product: forkhead box N4
Exons: 10
Coding region: 74-1540 (488 amino acids)
Biological process (GO): regulation of transcription by RNA polymerase II
Molecular function (GO): DNA-binding transcription factor activity, RNA polymerase II-specific; transcription cis-regulatory region binding
Source: RefSeq, a predicted model, not a curated record